CACCGCCUGCCGCUCGACGUCGCCUACCGGCGCGGCUGCUUGGACGCCGAGAUGAAGGAGGCUCUGGAGGAGCUGCGAGCCUUCUACUGCCCCGGCAGCCAGCAGAACGUCAGCUACGCGCAGCUGCAGCAGAGCUGCCGCCGGGACGAGCGGACGGGCUUCCUCCUGCUGCCGCUGUCGGACGCCGCCAUCCAGGCGCAGCAGGAGGAGAUCUACACGGACGCUCAGGCCGAGGAGAGCUUCGGCAAGGCCACGGUGGAGGUGCCGGCCGGCAGCCUGCGCGGCCGCACGGUGAGCGUGUGGGAGCUGAUCCACUCGGAGUACUUCAGCGAGGAGCAGCGGCGGGAGCUGCUGCGGCAGUACAAGACGGGCAAAGUGACCGUGGAGAAGAUCAUCAAGAUCGUCAUCACCAUCAUCGAGGAGACGGAGAGCAGGAAGCAGGAGAAGCUGAGCUUCACGGGGCUGCGGGCGCCGGUGCCGGCCAGCGAGCUGCUGGAGUCGCGCAUCCUCAGCGCGGCGCAGUACCAGCAGCUGAAGGACGGCCGCGCGACGGUGAAGGAACUGGCCGAGACGGAGGCGGUGAGGCGGUUCCUGCACGGCAGCGACUGCAUCGCCGGCGUCUACGUGGAGGCCACCAAGGAGAAGCUGAACAUCUACGAGGCCAUGAGGAGGAACCUGCUGCGGGCCAGCACCGCCGUGGUCCUCCUGGAGGCGCAGGCGGCCACCGGCUUCCUCAUCGACCCGGUGAGGAACCGCAAGCUGUACGUCAACGAGGCGGUGAAGGCCGGCGUGGUGGGACCGGAGCUGCACGAGAAGCUGCUGUCGGCCGAGAAGGCCGUCACCGGCUACAAGGACCCCUACUCGGGGAACACCAUCUCGCUCUUCGAGGCCAUGCAGAAGGGGCUGAUCGUCCGGGAGCACGGCAUCCGCCUGCUGGAGGCCCAGAUCGCCACCGGCGGCAUCAUCGACCCCGUGCACAGCCACCGCCUGCCCGUCGAGGUGGCCUACAAGCGCGGGCUGUUCGACGAGGAGAUGAACCGCGUCCUGUCCGACCCCAGCGACGACACCAAGGGCUUCUUCGACCCCAACACGCACGAGAACCUCACCUACCUGCAGCUGAAGGAGCGCUGCGUCGAGGACCCCGAGACGGGGCUGCUGCUGCUGCUGCUGCGGGAGCCCGAGAAGCCGACGGUGGUGGAGACGACGCGGGUGUACACGGAGGAGGAGACGCGGAAGGUGUUCGAGGAGACGCAGGUGGACAUCCCCGUGGGCAGCCGGGCCGGCUCCUCCAUGUCGCUGUGGGAGAUCAUGCACUCGGAUCUGCUGCCCGAGGAGCAGCGGCGGCAGCUGAUGGAGGAGUUCCAGACGGGCCGCGUCUCCAAGGAGCGCAUGAUCAUCAUCAUCAUCGAGAUCAUCGAGCGCACCGAGAUCAUCCGGCAGCAGAACCUCACGUCCUACGACUACGGCCGGCGCCGCAUCACGGCCGAGGACCUCUUUGAGGCCAAGGUGAUCUCGCAGGACAUCUACCGGCUGCUGAAGGACGGCUCCAGGACCUUCCGCCAGCUGCUGGAGGACGAGGCCGUCCGCAGGUGCCUCUACGGCUCGGGCUGCGUCGCCGGCAUCUACGUGCCCUCCUCCAAGCAGACGCUGAGCGUCUACCAGGCGCUGAAGAAGGGGCUGGUCGGCGCCGAGGUGGCCCGCAGCCUGCUGGAGGCCCAGGCGGCCACCGGCUUCCUGGUGGACCCCGUCAAGAACGAGAUGCUGACGGUGGACGAGGCCGUGCGCAAAGGCGUGGUGGGGCCCGAGAUCCACGACCGCCUGCUGUCGGCCGAGAGGGCCGUCACCGGGUACCGGGACCCCUACAGCGAGCAGAAGAUCUCCAUCUUCCAGGCCAUGAAGAAGGACCUGGUGCCGAGCGAGGAGGCCCUCAAGCUCCUGGACGCCCAGCUGGCCACCGGCGGCGUCGUCGACCCGCACCUGGGCUUCCACCUGCCCCUGGAGGUGGCCUGCCACCGCGGCUUCAUCAACAAGGAGACGUACGACAUGCUGUCCGAGCCCAGCGAGGUGCGCAGCUUCGUGGACCCGUCCACCGACGAGAAGCUGAGCUACACGCAGCUGCUGCGGCGCUGCCGCAAGGACGAGGGCAGCGGGCUGCUGCUGCUGCCGCUGGGCGACGCGCGCCAGCUCACCUUCCGCGGGCUGCGCAAGCAGAUCACCGUGGAGGAGCUGGUCCUGUCGCAGGUGAUGGACGAGGCCACGGCGCAGCGGCUGCACGAGGGGCUGACGUCCAUCGAGGAGGUCUCCAAGAACCUGAAGACGUUCCUGGAGGGCACCAGCUGCAUCGCCGGCGUCUUCGUGGACUCCACCAAGGAGCGGCUCUCCGUCUACCAGGCCAUGAAGAAGGGCAUCAUCCGGCCCGGCACCGCCUUCGAGCUCCUGGAGGCGCAGGCGGCCACGGGGUACGUCAUCGACCCCAUCAAAGGGCUGAAGCUGACGGUGGAGGAGGCCGUGCGCAUGGGCAUCGUGGGGCCCGAGUUCAAGGACAAGCUGCUGUCGGCCGAGCGCGCCGUCACCGGCUACAAGGACCCCUACACCGGGAAGCUCAUCUCCCUCUUCCAGGCCAUGAAGAAGGGGCUGAUCCUGAAGGACCACGGCAUCCGCCUGCUGGAGGCCCAGAUCGCCACCGGCGGCAUCAUCGACCCCGAGGAGAGCCACCGCCUGCCCGUCGAGGUGGCCUACAAGCGCGGGCUGUUCGACGAGGAGAUGAACGAGGUCCUGUCCGACCCCAGCGACGACACCAAGGGCUUCUUCGACCCCAACACGGAGGAGAACCUCACCUACCUGCAGCUGAUGGAGCGCUGCGUCACCGACCCCGAGACGGGGCUGCGCCUGCUGCCGCUGAAGGAGAAGAAGCGCGAGAGGAAGACCUCGUCCAAGUCCUCGGUCCGCAAGCGCCGCGUGGUCAUCGUCGACCCGGAGACGGGCAAGGAGAUGUCGGUGUACGAGGCGUACCGCAAGGGCCUCAUCGACCACCAGACCUACCUGGAGCUGUCGGAGCAGGAGUGCGAGUGGGAGGAGAUCACCACCUCGUCCUCGGACGGCGUGGUCAAAUCCAUGAUCAUCGACCGGCGCUCGGGCCGCCAGUACGACAUCGACGACGCCAUCUCCCGCGGCCUGAUCGACCAGUCGGCGCUGGACCAGUACCGCUCCGGCACGCUCUCCAUCACCGAGUUCGCCGACAUGCUCUCCGGCAACAUGAGCGGCUUCCGCUCGCGCUCGUCCUCCGUGGGCUCCUCCUCCUCCUCCUACUCGGCCAGCCCGGCCCCGCCGAGGCUGCCGGGCGCCGUCUGGACCGACCCCAGCGAGGAGACGGGGCCGGUGGCCGGCAUCCUGGACACCGACACGCUGGAGAAGGUGUCCAUCACCGAGGCCAUGCGCCGCAACCUGGUGGACAACAUCACGGGGCAGCGGCUGCUGGAGGCGCAGGCCUGCACCGGCGGCAUCAUCGACCGCACGGGCGAGCGCUACUCGGUGGCCGACGCCGUGAGCAAGGGGCUGGUGGACAGGAUCAUGGUGGACCGCAUCAACCUGGCGCAGAAGGCCUUCUCCGGCUUCGAGGACCCGCGCACCAAGACCAAGAUGUCGGCGGCGCAGGCGCUGAAGAAGGGCUGGCUGUACUACGAGGCCGGGCAGCGCUUCCUGGAGGUGCAGUACCUGACCGGGGGGCUGAUCGAGCCCGACGCCGCCGGCCGAGUCUCCCUGGACGAGGCGCUGCAGAAGGGCACCAUCGACGCGCGCACGGCGCAGAAGCUGCGCGACGUCGGCACCUACGCCAAGUACCUCACGUGCCCCAAGACCAAGCUGAAGAUCUCCUACAAGGACGCCAUGGAGCGCAGCAUGAUCGAGGACGGCACCGGCCUGCGGCUGCUCGAGGCCUCGUCCCGCUCCUCCAAGGGCUACUACAGCCCCUACAACGUCAGCGGCGCCGGCUCCGCCGCCGGCUCGC
Meleagris gallopavo (turkey) is the source of this 4006-nucleotide messenger RNA. Lineage: Eukaryota; Metazoa; Chordata; Aves; Galliformes; Phasianidae. The record is from RefSeq and is a predicted model, not a curated record.